Molecule: messenger RNA, 1286 nt
Organism: Branchiostoma belcheri (Belcher's lancelet)
Lineage: Eukaryota; Metazoa; Chordata; Leptocardii; Amphioxiformes; Branchiostomatidae
Product: potassium channel subfamily K member 10-like
Exons: 1
Coding region: 6-1286 (426 amino acids)
Biological process (GO): potassium ion transmembrane transport; stabilization of membrane potential
Cellular component (GO): membrane
Molecular function (GO): potassium ion leak channel activity
Source: RefSeq, a predicted model, not a curated record
UGAAAAUGGGGGUAAAGAAGUUGCUGCUUCUGUGCUUGCUGUUCGUGAUUUACCUGCUACUGGGUGGGUGUGUGUUCCACUACUUGGAGAGCGAGGAAGAAGAGAGGCUAAGACAACAGGUAUUCCGGCUUCAAGAAAGCGUGUCUGGAGAAGACAAAGAAGACCUCCAGCACAUCUGUACCCCUGUGGAUGCGGUAAACUUGACGGAGCUGGAGCCAUCUGAAGGAGUGCUGGGUGUAACCUGCUGCGUCCCGCCUGACAAAUUAGACGCCAUAGAGACUACUGUCAGGAAAAGGGUCAAGCGGAGACUUGCAGAGUUGGAUCAGAAAAGUAGAGAAAAUAAAACCUGCAUCCGACUAGAAGAAACGCCGAUCAUGAGCUUGUCCGGAGACGAACUGGACGCCAUCAUUGACGUCGUCCUCCUGGCGGUCAGCCGCGGGCUGGACCCGAGAAGCACGGAGGAGAACAACUCCCCGCCGAAGUGGAGUUUUUCCGGAGCCUGCAGCUUUUCCGUGACGGUGGUUACAACCAUAGGGUACGGUAACCUGGCGCCAUACACGGAGGGAGGCCAGGCGUUCUGCGUGGCGUACGGAACUUUCGGCAUCCCUCUGACGGCUGUUCUACUGGCCAAGAUAGCUCAGGGUUUGGGCGGGCUUGCUGUACGAAUCGCCGACAAAAUCAGACGGUCCAGACCACAGUGGAACCCCAAGGUUAUCCGCAACAUUGUCAACACCUGCUUCGUAACGUUGGGUUUGUGUGUGUUCCUGAUACUACCCGCACUGACAGUUUCGCUCAUAGAGGGUUGGAACUACCUGAGAUCUCUUUACUUCAUGUUCGUGUCUCUCAGCACCAUCGGGUUUGGAGACUACGUUGCGGCCAGCCAGAGGGACGUCAAAUACUCGGCGGUGUACCAGAUCACCAUAUCCGCCUGGAUAUUGUGCGGGCUCGCUUUCCUGGCCUUGGUCUUCGACCUCAUCACGGGCGGCAUCGAGAAGGUUAGUGGGAAGGUAGAGAGCAAGGAGGCGGACACCGACGAGACCACCACCGAGAAUGACGAUGAGACGACCCGGGGGGAGAUCUUCACUGCAUGUGUCUGUAAGGAGGCCAAGCAACGAUCAGGGAACGCCAGUGAGCUUAGCGCCAAAGAAGAGGAGGACAACGAUAUCGACGAGAUUGUUUUGAAAACAACCUCUGCCGUGGCCAUGGACGGUAAAAAUCACCCCAAAGGUAAAAACGUCCGUGUGAAACCAGGGUACUUUGGUUUAAACACUUCAAAGUCAAGUUGA